CCCCCCCGCCCCAUUAUUUUCUGUCCGCCCUCUCCGCUCUUCAGUCCUCACGAUAUAAUUCAAAACUAUCCUCAUCCUCUCUUUCAUCAAAAAAGGGGGGAAAAAGAGAAAAAUCCAGAAAAAAUGCUGGAAAAAACAGCAAAAACAGCAGCAAUAUUUGCAUUUUUCUGCUGCAUUUCUCUCACAAUUGGAGAAGAUCCUUACAGGUUUUUCGACUGGACUGUGACUUUUGGUGACAUAUAUCCCCUUGGAGUUAAGCAACAGGGUAUUUUGAUAAAUGGGCAAUUUCCAGGGCCUGAUAUUUUCUCAGUUACCAAUGAUAAUCUCAUUAUCAAUGUGCAUAAUAACUUGACUGAGCCCUUCCUUCUUUCUUGGAACGGGGUACAAAACAGAAAAAACUCGUACGAGGACGGAGUUCUAGGCACGACGUGUCCGAUUCCACCGGGGAGAAACUUCACGUACAAACUUCAAGUCAAGGAUCAAAUCGGCAGCUUCUUCUACUUCCCAUCAAUGUACUAUCAGAAGGCCGCAGUCCUCAGCCGGCCGAGGAUCCCCGUUCCGUUUAACGACCCGGCAGGAGAUUACACCAUCCUCAUCGGGGAUUGGUACAAGGCCAAUCACACGACUUUAAGACAAGUAUUAGACGGCGGCUCGCCGCUCCCUGCUCCUGACGCCGUCCUCAUCAACGGUCGCGGCCCCAGCGGCGCAUCAUUCACCGUUGAUCAAGGCAAAACUUACAGGCUCCGAAUCUCGAACGUGGGCCUCCAAAGCACCCUCAACUUCAGGAUCCAAGACCACAAAAUGAUACUGGUCGAGGUCGAAGGGACCCACACGAUGCAGACUGAGUUCUCCUCCGUCGACGUCCACGUCGGCAAGGAUUACUACAUCGUCUCCUCGACACGCUUCACCUCCGUCGUCACCACCGCCACCGCGGUCCUCCAUUAUUCAAACUCACAAAGCGCGGUAUCGGGCCCAAUACCCGGCGGGCCCACUAUCCAGAUCGAUUGGUCGUUAAAUCAAGCCCGGUCCAUUCGGACUAAUUUAACCGCUAGUGGGCCCAGGCCCAAUCCACAAGGCUCGUACCAUUACGGGCUCAUUAACACUACUAGGACCAUUAGGCUCGCUAAUUCUGCCGGUUUGGUUAACGGGAAGCAACGUUAUGCGGUCAACAGCGUGUCGUUUGUAGCACCCGAUACUCCGAUGAAACUGGCCGAUUUUUAUAAGAUUCCGGGGGUUUAUAAGCUGGGGAGCAUCGCGGAUCGCCCGACGGGCGGCGGUAUUUAUCUCGAUACGUCGGUGAUGGCGGCGGAUUACAGGGUGUUCGUGGAGAUCGUGUUUGAGAACGACGAGGACACGGUUCAGUCCUGGCAUAUAGAUGGAUACUCGUUUUGGGUCGUGGGGAUGGAUGGCGGGAAAUGGAGCCCCGCUAGCCGAGGCAAUUAUAAUUUGAGGGAUGCGGUGAGCCGGUGCACAACGCAAGUGUAUCCACAAUCUUGGACUGCGAUCUACAUGUCACUCGAUAACGUGGGUAUGUGGAACAUAAGGUCCGAGAUAUGGGCUCGCCAAUACCUCGGACAACAGUUCUACUUGCGGGUGUACACGCCGGUGGAGUCUCUAAGAGACGAGUAUCCGAUCCCGAUCAACGCUCUCCGCUGCGGCCGAGCCUCCGGUCGCCGGACUCGGCCUUUCUGAGGAGGAGGAGGAGGGCGGUGAUGGUCCGGCUGUAAUUUGUUUGAAGAUGAAGGGUUAAGUAUUUACCAACUUGGUAAAGAGUUUAGUUCUUGGGGUUAGAUUGAUUGGUUGACCUAACUCGGGUCACAUUCUUUUAUGGAGGAAGUUAUCAAGUGUAUUUUAUUUUUAGACGUAUGGCUCUGUGUCAAUCGAAUUGGACGGUAUUAUAUCUUUUGAUUUGAAAUCAUUUUAGCUGAAUAACGUUUUCUUUAA
Asparagus officinalis (garden asparagus) is the source of this 1944-nucleotide messenger RNA. Its product is annotated as L-ascorbate oxidase homolog. Gene Ontology annotation, molecular function: copper ion binding; oxidoreductase activity. Lineage: Eukaryota; Viridiplantae; Streptophyta; Magnoliopsida; Asparagales; Asparagaceae. The record is from RefSeq and is a predicted model, not a curated record.